This is a messenger RNA of Gryllus bimaculatus (two-spotted cricket), 6385 nucleotides long. The record is from the annotation of a GenBank genome assembly. Lineage: Eukaryota; Metazoa; Arthropoda; Insecta; Orthoptera; Gryllidae.
AUGAAUACGUCGCAACGUUGCUUCGCCUCACCCAGUGUGCCUUAUGCUGCACGAGCCCUUUCGCUCGUUUUACCCCGGAUGAAUGGGGAGGCUCUGCUGAAGGCAAAUGAGGGAGAAGGGUGUGAUGCUUUGGCUUGUACGGCAGGCGCUCCUAGUGCUUCAUUUGCGCUUGAUACGCCUGUUCACAUCGCUGACGCCAAGAGAUUGAGUGAAUAUGUCAGCCAUUACGAACAACUCAACUAUGACUCCCAAGAAGUUCAUCACAAGCACAUGCGAGCGAAACGUUCAGUCACACAAGAUCAUGUGGUCUACUUCAACUUCCAUUCCCAUAGUCGUCACUUCAAUAUUCGCCUCAAGAGGGAUUUGGAGACUUUCAGUGACAACUUAGUAAUACAUGGUCCAUCUGGGAAAGUGGAGGAACUAGACACAUCUCACAUAUAUCAUGGCCAUCUGGAUGGUACACUUUAAGAGCCAGGGAGUCAUGUAUUUGGAUCCUUAAGUGAUGGAAUUUUUGAAGGAAAAAUAGUCACAAAUAAAGGUAGUUUCUAUGUGGAACGAGCAUAUAGAUACUUCCCCAAAGAUGCAAAUACAACUUUUCAUUCUGUCAUUUAUGCAGAAAAUGAUAUUGAGGAUCCUUAUGAGAAAGUCAGAACAGGUCAUGUAGGAGGAUGUGGCAUCACUGAUGAAAUCAUUCAGUGGAUGGAUCGAAUACAAAACUCAGCUGUAGAUGAGGAAGAAGACAAGCCUGUAAAGCACAAACAACACAAACAAGUGAAGCAACCAAAGCAACAAAAACAUCAGAAACAUCAAACACAUCAGCAACAUGUGUCCCAGCCUGCCAAAUUACCUUAUCAUGGGGGGGAUUAUUCUUUACAUAAUAAAUACAGUCGUGAAGCCAAUGAAGGGGAUCACAAGAGAAGCAAAAGAGCCACAAGGCCAAAAAGUGAGAAAAAUACUUGCUCCCUGUUUAUACAGACUGAUCCUCUCAUUUGGAGACAUAUAACAGAGCAGGUUGGAUAUGAUGCCGAAAAAACAAGAGAAGAGAUUUUGUCUUUGAUAGCUCAUCAUGUAACUGCGGUUAAUUACAUUUACAGAGACACAAAAUUUGAUGGGCGGGUAGAACACAGAAAUAUAAAGUUUGAAGUGCAAAGGAUAAAGAUUGAUGAUGAUUCGCCAUGCCAACAACACUAUCCGGGUGAACCAAAUCCUUUUUGUAUGGAAAAUAUUGAUGUCAGUAACUUCCUCAAUUUACACUCUUUGGGAAAUCAUGAAGACUUCUGCUUGGCCUAUGUGUUUACAUACAGGGAUUUCACUGGAGGUACCUUGGGCUUAGCCUGGGUAGCUUCAGCUUCUGGAGCAUCGGGAGGGAUAUGUGAAAAAUACAAAACCUACACUGAAACCAUUGGAGGAUUGUAUCAAUCUACUAAACGCAGCCUUAAUACAGGAAUUAUUACAUUUGUGAAUUACAAUAGCAGAGUGCCACCAAAAGUUUCUCAACUUACACUGGCACAUGAGAUUGGUCAUAAUUUUGGAUCACCUCAUGAUUACCCUCCUGAUUGUCGCCCUGGUGGUCUUCAUGGGAAUUUUAUUAUGUUUGCAUCUGCGACAAGUGGAGAUCGGCCUAAUAAUAGUAAAUUUUCAAAUUGUAGUAUUGGAAAUAUAAGUAAUGUUCUUGAUGCUAUAGAAGAAAAUAAAAAAAGAAAUUGUUUCACAGCAUCGGAGGGUGCUUUCUGUGGAAACAAAAUUGUUGAAGCAGGGGAAGAGUGUGACUGUGGAUAUGAUGACAAUGAAUGUAAAGAUAAAUGCUGUUAUCCACGUCAAGUUAGUGAUAAAGAUCGUGCAGAAAAUGAAACUGCCAAAGGAUGCUAUCGAAGGAAAGGUACUCAGUGCAGUCCAAGUCAAGGACCGUGUUGUUCAAGUGAAACAUGUCGUUUUGUACCAGAACAUUAUGGUGUUACCUGUAAACAAGAGUCUGACUGUAGUUGGAGUUCCAAAUGUAAUGGACGUUCUCCUGAGUGUCCAUCACCAGAUCCUAAAACUAAUAAAACCCGAUGUAAUGAAGGCACCCAACUCUGCAUUAAUGGAGAAUGUACUGGAUCAAUAUGUCUUGAGUGGAAUAUGACAGAGUGUUUUCUUACAAGUCACAUAAUCCCAAAUAUAGAUAAACGCAAACUUUGUGAAUUAGCAUGUAUGAAUGGUACUGAUAUAAAUACAUGCCAGAGUACAAGUGAGUUUGCAUGGCGUGUUGGGCUGCCGGAGGGUGGAAUCAGUUUGCGCCCUGGUUCUCCAUGUGAUAAUUUUCAGGGCUAUUGUGAUGUGUUCUACAAAUGUCGUGCAGUUGAUGCUGAAGGACCUCUUGCACGACUGAAAAAUUUGCUCUUCAAUAAACAAACCUUAUUGACAGUGGCUCAGUGGAUUACGGAUUUUAUAACUCUUCAGGGAACAGGACCCCUGGCCUUUCAUCCUGCAGUUCAUUAUGAUGAUGAUGAUGAUGAUGAUGAUGAUGGUGAAGAUGACGAUGAUGAUGACGAGGAUGAUGAAUAUGAUGAUCAUGAUGAUAGACAACCUUACAGACCACCUCCUGGCCACAGUAGUGGCCCAUCCCAUCCCGGGCCUACCAGAGGGCCAGCCCAUGGUUAUGGGGAGGGACGAGGUCAGUACUACGCCCCAAAAGCAUCUGCACCUCCUUCUAGUUAUAGUCGGUCAAAUCAUCCAGAGCUGUAUGCAGGUGCAUAUGGUGGCCGAAAUGCAUUUGAAAUGCGACACCACAAAGUCUGACAGUGUGGUCAAGAUUCUCGUUCAGUCUGUGGCAACUGUAAGCGUGGACCAUCAGGAACGAACCGUCUUCAGGCUUUGCCUCCUGUGAACAUUAAGAAUCUACAUGUGACUGCAACUGUUGUUCAGAGUGAACUAGUAUUUGAAACUGAUAAAAAUAAAAUAAACUCUGGAGCUACUGGUGUUACUUGGAUGCAACCAACUAUUGUGCUAAUGCCAGUUUCUCCUACCUUGGUGACUGCCUGUGUGGCGAUAUUUUAAAUAAGUCCAUGUGAAUGCAAAGUUAUCAUGGAUAAUGUUACCCACUUUAGUCACCCUACAUUUGGUAGGCUCAAACACUGAUAGAAAAAGUUGUGAUUUCUCCCUUUUUCUGUGACUAUGAAAUACAGUCCUGUAGUGGAAAAUGAAAAAGGACUCCAUAAAGAAGACAUUACUAAGUGAUAAAUUUUCUACUACAGUGGGAAUGUACUGAACGUGUUGUAAAGAAAGCGUGUUCGGUUGGUUUUUGCUUGUUUGCGUGUGCACGCAUGAAAGAUGGGAGAAUUUGAAGAAUUCCAUUUUUACUAGACUAAUGGAAUCAAGAUGUUUGUUGCUCCUCUCACAUUACCAGGUUUCAUGAUUAUGAUCUGUUAUAGUUCUUGUAUGUUGUGUAUGCUGUCAGAGAUCUUUUGAAGGCAAAUUGUCACAUCAGAUAGUAUUGUAUUGUAUUCAUUUCUGUGAUUUUACAGUGGGCAAAUGUAGAUUUUGAUGCAGAAAAUUGGAACCAUGAGAUGCAGAAGUGUAUUUGUGAAGGGAAUAUUUUGUCUAUAAGAUUGAAACACUCAGCACAAGAGUACAAACUGAAAAAUGUAUUUUAAUGAAGAUUUUCAUGCUAUGCGAUUGAACACAUCACUUUACUUGUGUAUGCAAUGAUUAUUGAACACUCCGUCCACUCAGUGUUUUACAUGUGGUUGCUUUUGGGGGUGUUGAGCAUACACAACAAUAUGAUCAUAAUAAUUAAUGAAGGAAAGAAAAAUUGCUUCUAGUACUUGCUCGUUCUUUUUAUUUGUAAAUACUAAAAAAAUCCUUGCAUGAAUGACCACCUAAUAAUUACACUAUGCACUAUUGAAAGUUAUGUUGAUUCAUACAACAGAAACUGAAAUACGAUGUAUAUUUCAGUUUGUUACAGCAUUAACAUUAACACCAUUUACAUGUCCAAUCUUUCCAAGUCACUGCCCUCAUUAUGACAUGAUUUAUAUUUAAGUGCCUCAUUCAUAAGGAUGAAAGAAUAGUGCUCAUAUGACUUUCCACCCUAGUGUGAAAUUGCAUGCUGAGUAGUGAGGUGUUCUUGUGAACAUAAAAUCGUGCUCAAAAUGUUCACUCUGUCCUAAAAUAUUUGUGCUGCUGACUUUUCCUUUACUGUCUUGUGCAGAGUGUUUGUUUUUCAUUCUGUUCUCUCUCUCUUUUCAUUUUAUUAUUAUUAUUAUUAUUUUAUUUUUUUAACAGCAAAAAUAUUUCUCUACUUCGUUUUCAUGGUUUUAUUUUCUACAUAAGGAUCUAGAAUUUUGCCUUGAGCAGUAUGUAUGUGUUUUUAGAAUUUUUUCAAAAUGAUUGACUAUUGUUACAAGAGUAAGUGUGCUGUAGAUUUACAUAUAUUGUAUGAAAAUGAAAUGUGUGUUCAUAGUUAUUGCUCUAUUCAGUUGACACUGUCUGUUGGUUGUGUGGCAGUUGAAUUUUAUUGUUACCAUAGAUGUAUUACCUGUCUUUUUUUUUUUAUUUAUUUUUUUUAUUAAGCAUGCAAGAAUAUAUUCAUAGUAUUCGGAUGACAGGAAUUCAAAUUUUCAUAGAUGUAUAGACACAUAAUUUCUGUCCUCCACUGCCACUAGAUACUACAACCAUGCAACAGUCACUGUUAUCUUUUAUGUGUUAAUUAUAAUUUUUACUUCCUUAGAACAAGUUUGACCAAGUCCUGUUUUUAAAGUCUUUAUUGUAAAUCUUGUAUCCAUAUUAUUUAACUCUUGAAAUAUACAGUAUAUAUUUUAUAAUUAGCAAUACCAAAAAUGUAUUUCAGACCAAAUGAAUGAAUUAUGCUUGAUAGUGAACAAAUAUUUAAAGAGUAACAUGUCAUUUUUUAUCUCUUUGUUGUGUGAGAUGUCUGCCCUUUCGAAUAAUGGGGUUUGACAAAAGAUAUUAUUAAAAUGAUAAUGGAUGAAUAGUGAAUAGGUUCUUCAAAGCAUUGUUGUAUGAUGUUAAUGACUUCAGUUUUAAUUGUGACUGAUGCUACCUUGUGUGAUCUUGUUUGCUCAGUGAAGUGUGUAACUGAAGUAUGGUGCAUUGAGAGUGAUGUAGAAAACAUAUAUCAAGGUACAAUAAUACUCUGUGAAGGAUUAAUGAUAACUUUUACUUGUACAUACGAUACAUAAUUGUUUUUAUAAAUACAUAGAUGAUUUCUGUACUAUAGAAUUUUUCUGUAUGUGGUUUUGUAAAUGCAUUAACUGCCUAUUUAGAGACAUGCCAUACAAUGAGUUCAAAUAUAACUAUGUGAAAAUACCUGAAUUUUAAAGUUAGAUUUCACAUGCUUUAAAAUCUGUGAAAUUGUUUUAAAAAAUUUCCCCAAGUGCUUUUCCAGUUAGAUGACAUUUUAAAAUUACAAGUUGUGUGGUAUUGCCAAUUCAUAUUAGAAAUACUGUACUAUUUUUUGUAGAACCCGCAUCAACAAUCUUUUUUAAUUUAUGCCAAUCAAUCUGCAUGGACGUGUAUGUUUGGAUGUGCAUCAUAAAACGUAUGUAAUUGCAGAAACCAGCAGUUGGAAAUGAACAAAAGAAUAAAUUCCACUUAAUGCAAGCUAUUUAGUAGACACAGACCUAAAAUUUUAUUUCUUGAAGCAUGUAUUGAAUGAGUAAGUUACAAAAAUGAUAUUAUAGAAAAAUCUUUUGAGAGUUACUACAGAUGAUGUUUGUAAUUGGUGUUUUCAUAUUUCAAGUAUCCCAUAUUGUAAUUAACUUUCCAUUAAAAUACUUCCUUACUAAUUAAUGUACAUUUAUCUUAGCAAAAAAAAAGUGUCAUGAUCUUUGAUGAAACCGCCAUAUAUUAUAUUAUCUUUAUUUUGAAAUUUUGUGUUAUUUGUAACUUACUUAUAAAAUAUCUGCUAUAUGGAUGCAAUAUGUGAAAUAUUUUUCGGUGAUUUCAUAAUUGGAACCCAACAGCUUACAGAUGCUGCAGAAGCAAAAUAUUUUCAGAAUGCUGAAUAAGUAGAAAACAUGGUCAUCACACCCAAGUGUCCUUUUUUGAUCAACUUCGUGGAUUGAGACUUUCAAGUAUUUAUGUAUAUUCUAUCAAAACAGCUGGUUAAAAGUAUAUUAUGUGAAAAGUGGUUCCAGUAUUCCUCUAUAGUACAUAAGAUAAUUGUCUCUAAAUCCUUCUCAGUGUAAAACAUUGUCGUGUAUUUCAUCUCUUAAAAAUGACCAAUUGCUGUCCAUUGUCAAUUUUUCCAGACGACCCUUUGCCUCCUCCUCAGCCAAACCCAUACUCGAAUGGCAUUUUGAUAAUGUACUGUGGAUAUAUCUAAUGUAUUAAUUGUGAUUUAAGAUUGUAAAGAAAAGUAAAUUAAAGAACACAUUUUACAUUAAAA